Leopardus geoffroyi (Geoffroy's cat) is the source of this 2182-nucleotide messenger RNA. RefSeq names its product aldehyde dehydrogenase 9 family member A1 (gene ALDH9A1). The coding region runs from base 65 to 1570 and encodes 501 amino acids. Gene Ontology annotation, molecular function: 4-trimethylammoniobutyraldehyde dehydrogenase (NAD+) activity; aminobutyraldehyde dehydrogenase (NAD+) activity. The record is from RefSeq and is a predicted model, not a curated record. The transcript has 11 exons. NCBI's taxonomy places the organism in Eukaryota, Metazoa, Chordata, Mammalia, Carnivora, Felidae.
CUCGUCCUGCCUCUCCGCCCCGGCGCGGCCCUGAGCUUUGGUUCCCGUGCCCCGCCAGUCCCGUAUGUUUUUCCGAGGGGGUCUGGUCGCUUUCUCGCCUUGUGUGCGCGCCCUUCGGCCUGGUCCUGUCGCGGCCAUGAACACUGGCAGUUUCGUUGUGUCGCAGCCGCUCAAUUACCGUGGCGGGGCCCGCGUGGAACCGGUGGACGCCUCCGGCACCGAGAAGGCGUUCGAGCCUGCAACCGGCCGAGUGAUCGCUACCUUCGCGUGCUCAGGAGAGAAGGAAGUAAACUUGGCUGUCCAGGAUGCAAAGGCUGCCUUUAAAAUAUGGAGUCAGAAAUCUGGCAUGGAGCGUUGUCGAGUUCUUUUGGAGGCUGCCAGGAUAAUAAGGGAACGGAGGGAUGAAAUCGCCACCGUGGAGACCAUCAACAAUGGAAAGUCCAUCUUCGAGGCCCGCUGGGACAUCGACACCUCCUGGCAGUGCCUGGAGUACUACGCGGGCUUGGCUGGAUCCAUGGCUGGUGAACACAUCCAGCUCCCAGGCGGAUCCUUUGGUUAUACCAGAAGAGAACCACUUGGCAUAUGCGUGGGAAUAGGGGCCUGGAACUACCCCUUCCAGAUCGCCUGCUGGAAGUCCGCUCCCGCGUUAGCGUGUGGUAACGCCAUGAUCUUCAAACCCUCUCCCUUCACGCCGGUGUCUGUGCUGCUGCUGGCUGAAAUCUACACGGAGGCCGGCGUGCCCCCUGGGCUCUUCAACGUGGUGCAAGGAGGGGCCGCCACGGGCCAGUUUCUGUGUCUGCAUCGUGAUGUGGCCAAAGUCUCCUUCACUGGGAGUGUGCCCACUGGCUCGAAGAUCAUGGAGAUGGCAGCUAAAGGAAUCAAACCCAUUACCUUGGAGCUGGGAGGCAAAUCUCCCCUGAUCAUCUUCUCCGAUUGUGACCUGGAGAACGCCGUGAAGGGAGCGCUGAUGGCCAACUUCCUCACGCAAGGCGAGGUUUGUUGUAAUGGCACAAGAGUAUUUGUACAAAAGGAAAUUCUCGAGAAAUUUACAAAGGAAGUGGUGAAAGGGACGCAGGGGAUAAAAAUUGGAGAUCCCCUUCUGGAAGGUACAAGGAUGGGCCCCCUCAUCAACCGCCCACACCUGGAGCGAGUCCUUGGGUUUAUUAAGCUGGCAAAAGAGCAGGGUGCUAAAGUGCUGUGCGGUGGAGACGUCUACGUACCUGAAGAUCCCAAGUUAAAGGAUGGUUAUUACAUGAGACCUUGCGUGUUGACCGAUUGCAGAGACGAUAUGACCUGUGUGAGAGAAGAGAUCUUUGGACCAGUUAUGUCCAUUUUAUCGUUUGACACUGAAGCUGAGGUUCUGGAAAGAGCCAACAAUACCACUUUUGGCCUGGCGGCUGGUGUCUUUACCAGGGACAUCCAGCGUGCCCACAGGGUGGUGGCCGGGCUGCAGGCAGGGAUGUGCUUCAUUAACAACUACAACGUCAGCCCGGUGGAACUGCCCUUCGGUGGAUACAAGAAGUCAGCCUUCUCUUCCUUCCAGGGUUCGGCAGGGAGAAUGGCCGCGUGACAAUUGAGUACUAUUCACAGCUGAAGACCGUGUGUGUGGAAAUGGGUGACGUGGAAUCUGCCUUUUGAACAUACGCGGCGAGCCCCGUCCGCGUGGCCACGCGUGGAACGGCGCCGGAUCUCCAGGGGGCCACACGGCUGCCUCGGUUUCACACCCAGAAUUGUGUCCCUCGGGAUUAGAGAACGGCUCGGUGUUCUUCCUUCCUCACCUCUCAGUCCCCUUCCUGAUGGAAAAUUUGCCGAAGCACCUUUAAGACAAUCAAGAAAGUGGUGAUUUUCUCAAAGAUUUCUGCAAAAUCUUUAACACGCUUCUGGAGAACAGGGAGAGGGACCAGGAUUAUACUUCGUCCACGGGUUUGACCCGACAGCGCUCCUCCUCCGGCUUGCUUCAAAGUAGAGCUCGUUUCUUGCUCCCUGACAGUUUUGAGCUCUGGCCCCGUCAUGGAUUGCAUUGCGAGAGCUGACAGUCGGGAUGGAGAUAAUAGCCAGGGUCACGUUCUGUGUGAUGGUUCACUUGCCAAAAUAAGCCCUUUGUUUCCACUCAGUGCUGGUGUCCAGUCCUUGAACUACAGCUUUCUCCCUUGAUAAAUACAAAAUAGUUGGAGGCUCCUGG